AUGGUAAUGCAAUGCGUGUACGCAGCCAUUGUUGUGACGCACGCGCAAAUUCAUUUAGUCAUAGACUUCGGCAGUUCGUGUUACGAGCACCAGCGGGUGUACACCUACAUACAGUCGCGGUUCUAUCGCGCGCCCGAGGUCAUGAUGGGCGCGCGGUACGGCAUGCCCAUUGACAUGUGGUCGCUGGGCUGCAUCCUAGCAGAGUUGCUCACAGGUUUCCCCCUCUUGCCCGGCGAGGACGAGGCGGACCAGAUGGCGUGCAUCAUUGAGCUGCUCGGCAUGCCCCCACAGAAGCUGAUAGAACAGGGGAAGCGGUCCAAGAACUUCAUCAGCAGCAAGGGUCUUCCGCGGUACUGCACCGCUACGACGCUCGCGGACGGCACCACGGUUCUCAGCGGAGGCAUGUCGAGAAGGGGUAAACCGCGCGGUCCGCCCGGGUCCAAGAGUUUCGUCACUGCCCUCAAAGGCUGCCAGGACAAAUUCUUCAUAGAUUUCAUUCGACGAUGCCUGGAGUGGGAGCCCGAGAAGCGCCUGACGCCGGGCGCGGCGCUGAGGCACGCGUGGCUGCGGCGCCGCCUGCCGCGCGCGCCGCACGACGACGACGCCACGCACACGAGUAGCGGCAGUGCGGCGACGGGCGCAGGGUCGGGGUCGGGGGCGACCGUGGGGUCUGUGGGGGCGGGAGCGGGCUCGGGGGCGGGGGCGGGGGGCAGCGGGGGGCGCGGCGGAUCCCUGCGCACCCCGCUGGCGAGGACGCCGGUCACCUUCAACGCGUCACAAGUGGCCAAAGCGAAGUUGCAGGCAGCGUUGUCGGAAGAAGGCGGUAGUGCUGCGCGCGCGUCAUUUUGGGCGGGCCGUCUGCCGCACCUGCCCGCCCCCUCCUAG
Molecule: messenger RNA, 885 nt
Organism: Chilo suppressalis (striped riceborer)
Lineage: Eukaryota; Metazoa; Arthropoda; Insecta; Lepidoptera; Crambidae
Source: the annotation of a GenBank genome assembly